Messenger RNA from Anoplopoma fimbria (sablefish), 2050 nucleotides. It is a transcript of the gene ska3, whose product is annotated as spindle and kinetochore associated complex subunit 3. Gene Ontology annotation, biological process: chromosome segregation; mitotic cell cycle. The record is from RefSeq and is a predicted model, not a curated record. Gene Ontology annotation, cellular component: spindle microtubule; outer kinetochore. The coding region runs from base 3 to 1838 and encodes 611 amino acids. The transcript has 11 exons. NCBI's taxonomy places the organism in Eukaryota, Metazoa, Chordata, Actinopteri, Perciformes, Anoplopomatidae.
UCAUGGACCCGACGGCCCGCUUCUUUAACGCGCUGAGGAAGCUGUCCACGACCCUGGAGACCGAGACCGCGACGCUGCAGGACGCCUUCCAGACCCGAGACAACGACAGGGACCAGGACCAGACCCGGGACAGCGACACUGCGGCGAAGGCCCUGCGAGCCUACCAUGACGUUAACCAUGACGUCAUGAAGCUGAAGGGGCAGAUCCAGGGUCAGAUUGUUCAGCAGAGAGAACAGGGGAAUGAGGUGAACAGCUUCAUAAGGGCCUGCCGAGUGAUGGAGCAGAGGCUCUCGAGUGACAUCCAGACGCUGAAGGGCCACUGGGAGAAAUAUGGAUACCAAGCUCCUCAAGACACCCAGAGACCAACCAAAGCCAAAGAGGAGGAAUCAGAGGCUGAAAAUGAACUGGCAGAUGAGAACGAAACUAAACCAUCAACAGGUGGAGGAGGGGAAAACCAGGAGGAGGAUGGAGGGAUCAACUCCUCAUCGCCUCCUCCACCGGGACCUCCGCCCUUCACCGACGCCCUGCGGACCCCUCAGCUCUCUGAUUUCGGCCUCUCCGAGGUGCAGAUGAAGAGGGCUCUGGCCGGGUUGGACUGGUGCUCCGAGGUUCCCCCGAUGCCCCAGUUGAGCCUCCCUCCCCCCUCGCUCAGCACGCCCGCUCCGCCACAGAUGCCCUUGACCCCCAAACGCGCCCUGAGGAUGGAUGACGACGACCUGCAGACUCCUGAGAUGCCCGACUUUGGGAUUUCAGAGCACACCAUGUGUCUGAACAACGACUUCACUAUGGAUCUUUUCCGAAAGAACGUUGCAAAGCCCCAAAGACCAGCUCUAGACAUGCCGGUACCACCAGUGAACGCUCUAAAGGAGGGUUUGCACACAAAAGCACAGGACCUGGUGUCUCCAGAGCCGCCUGUGUUUUGCACCCCGGGGUUCAAGAUCAAGAAGACAAACGGUCACUGCUCCCCACCUGCACAGAGCAACGCUGACCCAGAAUCCCCCGGUCGCCCUGGAAACCUGCCUACCACCCCCGAGGUCCCGGUGUUCCAGACCCCGUACAUGAACCGACUGGCCACCUCCAGAAAGAGUGCACGUCAGCCUGAACCCAUCAACAUGCAAGCUGACGACGACGAAGACCUUCCAUCGCCAAGUAACAGAGAAACCGGAUCCAAGCGCCGCUGGGAAUACGACGUGCCAGAUAUCUCCAUCACGGGCGUGGGGGACGGACAGAUGCCGGAGAUGCCAAACCUGGAGUCUGCUUUGGGAAAUUCUUUGCAAACUAGAAGUGCAAAAAUGCAGAAGAAGACUGUGGAUCAUAAAAAGCUGUCCAAGGAGUCCACCGUCAACAACCUGGAUCUGGACGGACCCACACAGGAGUUCAGCUUGGGGACACCUCGCAUCCGGAUGGACUACCAGGACCCCAGCACCCCCGAGAUGCCCGACCUCAGCUCUGUUACUCAGGACAUCUGUAAACUUCUGUCUCAGGCUCAGUCGAAGAGGACUGCCAUGGCGGUUGUGCACCCAAAUGUCAGACCAGAAAAUGAUAAAAUCAGAGCUGUGAGGUUGUCUGAGGUGUCGGAGAGCGAGUUCCAGAGUUUACCGAAGUACCUGAAGCAGAUGACUCUGCACAACCUCAACCAGGCCGUUCAGAACAUCAACAAGUUCACCAAAGAGAGUCAAGGAGAACAGACGGAGUUUGGGAUGCAGGAGCUGAGGAGGAUCUGCUCCGCUGGAACUAAGACCCCGGUGUACAUCCUGUGUCUGACGGAGCUGAAGAGGCUGGAGCUCAUGGGAGGAGCCAGGAACACGUCUGUGUACAAACUGUGCAUGCACCGCUAAAGGUCGCCUCGAUGCAUCACACACAUGUAGAGUGAUCCGGACUCAGGAGAACCCGGUUCAUUCAUCUAGUUACAGCUGUCUGCAGAAAAAGAGAACUUAUUAAUGUUAGAAGAUAAAUCAGGAGUGGUAAUGUUUGUGUAUGAUUGUAAAUAGUUUUGAUGCAUGAAUAGUCAAUUGUACUGAAUAUAAACUCUGUAUAUGAUAAAGUUAAU